Molecule: messenger RNA, 546 nt
Organism: Monoraphidium neglectum
Lineage: Eukaryota; Viridiplantae; Chlorophyta; Chlorophyceae; Sphaeropleales; Selenastraceae
Product: protein phosphatase 2 (formerly 2A), regulatory subunit B''
Exons: 4
Coding region: 1-546 (181 amino acids)
Biological process (GO): protein dephosphorylation
Cellular component (GO): protein phosphatase type 2A complex
Molecular function (GO): protein phosphatase regulator activity; calcium ion binding
Source: RefSeq, a predicted model, not a curated record
AUGGGGUACGAGGACUUUGUGUGGUUCAUCUUGAGCGAGGAGGACAAGACGACAGACACGGCCAUCGAGUACUGGUUCCGCUGCGCCGACCUGGAUUGCGACGGCGCGAUCCGGCCCAACGAGAUGUGGCACUUUUACGAGGAGCAGAUGAAGCGGCUGGAGGCCAUGAACCAGGAGCCGGUCCUGUUUGAGGACGUGCUCUGCCAGCUUCACGACAUGCUGCAGCCGGCCAAGGAGGGCGCUUACACGCUCGAGGACGUCCGCCGCGCGCGCCCCCAGUCUGCGCUGCUCUUCAACACGCUCUUCAACCUCCACAAAUUCCUCGCCUUUGAAAACCGGGACCCCUUCGCGCUGCGCGCGGAGAGCAUGGGCGAGGACGGGCAGGUCGUCAGCGACUGGGACAGGUUUGCGCGCACAGAGUACCUGCGGCUGGCGGUGGAGGACGAGCCGGAUGAGAUGCAGGUCGACAGCGGCGACGACGCGUGGCCGGGCGUCGGCGCCGCCGGCGACGCGGCAGCGAUGGACACGGCUGCGGGCGGGCCGUGA